This is a messenger RNA of Rhineura floridana, 4040 nucleotides long. It is a transcript of the gene TBC1D12, whose product is annotated as TBC1 domain family member 12. The transcript is spliced from 14 exons. Lineage: Eukaryota; Metazoa; Chordata; Lepidosauria; Squamata; Rhineuridae. The record is from RefSeq and is a predicted model, not a curated record. Bases 280 to 2466 code for a protein of 728 amino acids.
AGUCUCUAUGGUUAGCGGCUGUGACCACUAAAGGAGGAGCCCUAUGCGCCUGCGCGAGCCGGGCCCCCUUAGGCUGUUCCUGCCGUCACCGUAGUCGGAUGUGUUGCGCUGUACCGGCUGGCGGAGGAGAGGAGCGGCGCAGUAACUGGCGCCCCACCCCCUCCCCUGGGUCCCGCUGCGCCGCCGUGAGGGGCCGGUCCGCUUCCUCCUCCUCCCCCUCCCCACCCCUUCCCCACUCCCAGCCGCGCCGCUGGCUCCCCGGGGGUUCUGCGUCGGCAAAUGGUUGGGCCGGAGGAUGCCGGAGCUCAGGGUGGCGCAGCCUUGCUUCCCUCGGGCCGGGAGGAGGAGGAGGAGGCGUCGCCGGAGGAGGAGGAGGAGGAGGAGAAGGACGACGCGGAAGCGGACGGCGAGCGGGAUGGGAACCAAGACAGCCCUGGGGCCCGGCUGCACCGCUACUUGGCCGGCAAGAGGCCGCCCAACGGGGACGCCUGCGGCGCAGGGAGGAUGACCAACGGGGACACGGGGUUCCUGUUGUUGCCGCCGCCUCAAGGGGGCCCCUCAAGCCCCCAGGAGCCGCCUCGGUCACCUGCUUUGGACCUAGAAGGGGAGGGCAAGCUCCAUAACGGCGGCUGCGCUUUUUUCCUGCCGGGGGCCCAGAGUGCGGUUGCUCUCGAGGAGCCGCUGAAGAGCUGCAGCCUCGCGGCGGCUGCCGCACCUCUGGCCAUGUCGCCUUCGCCCUCGUCGUCGUCCUCUUCGGAGAGCCCUUCGCCAGCUUCGGAGGAGGCUGAGAGCCUGGCCUCCCCGGCGGCGAGGGCUCUUCCUUGCCUGCCGUCCCUGGCCUUCAUGGACAUCAAUCUCAACUCCCGCAACACCUUCGAGGUGAGCCGUCGCCGCAGCGCCCCGGAACAUUUGCAGCCGCCGCCCGCCCUCGCCUCCACCGCCAGUGCUAAUGCAACUGCUGUUACCGCCGCUGGCUCGGAGCAAGGGGACCGGGCUAAGCGGUUAGGAGGCAUCGCCAGCUCUAGCUUCGCCGAGUUCUUCACGAGGAAUUUCUUUACCAAAAGGACAAAGGAACACAAACCUGCUAUCCACAGUGCUCCUGGCUGGAAGUUGUUUGGAAAAGUCCCACCAAAAGAGAACCUACAGAAAGACUCUAAAAUAAUUCAGCAGGAUGAAAGUUCUGGCAGUGUUGCAUCAGUAUCUACACUCAAUCUAUUAAACACAGGGGAAUAUGAAGCACGAACAGGAAAAGCAUGUAAACCUGCAACCCAGGCAACAAGACGUAGACACUUUGAAUUUGAGCCACUUUCAACUACUGCUCUUAUUUUGGAAGAUCGACCAUCGAAUCUUCCUGCAAAAUCUGUAGAAGAGGCUUUACGUCACAGACAAGAAUAUGAUGAAAUGGUGGCAGAAGCAAAAAAGAGAGAAAUAAAGGAAGCACAUAGAAGGAAGAAAAUAAUGAAAGAACGCUUCAAGCAAGAGGAAAAUAUUGCUAGUGCUAUGGUGAUUUGGGUCAAUGAAAUACUGCCUAAUUGGGAUAGCAUGCGUUCUACAAGGAAAGUUCGAGAACUGUGGUGGCAAGGGUUACCUCCAAGCGUUCGUGGGAAGGUUUGGAGUCUUGCUGUAGGAAAUGAACUGAAUAUAACUCCUGAACUCUAUGAAAUCUUCCUAUCUAGAGCCAAGGAACGAUGGAGGAGUUUUGGGGAGACAGGUGCUGAGAAUGAUACAGAAGAUGCUGGAGUAUCAGUUGCUGAUCGGGAGGCUAGUUUGGAGCUAAUAAAAUUGGACAUAUCUCGCACAUUUCCAUCCCUCUAUAUUUUUCAGAAGGGUGGCCCUUAUCAUGAUCUUUUGCACAGUGUCCUGGGAGCAUAUACAUGUUACAGACCUGAUGUAGGAUAUGUCCAGGGAAUGUCCUUCAUUGCUGCAGUCCUUAUUCUUAAUCUAGAAGAGGCAGAUGCUUUCAUUGCCUUUGCAAACCUCCUGAAUAAGCCAUGCCAGCUAGCCUUUUUCCGUGUGGAUCACAGCAUGAUGCUGAAGUACUUUGCAGCAUUCGAAGUAUUUUUUGAGGAAAACCUCCCCAAAUUGUUUCACCAUUUUAAAUCCUACAAACUUACCCCUGACAUAUACUUGAUAGAUUGGAUCUUCACCCUAUACAGCAAGUCACUACCCCUUGAUCUGGCCUGUCGAGUCUGGGAUGUCUUUUGUAGAGAUGGAGAAGAAUUUUUGUUCAGAACUGGAUUAGGAAUUCUUAGGCUGUAUGAAGAUAUCCUCCUGCAGAUGGACUUCAUUCAUAUAGCACAGUUUCUAACAAAGCUACCUGAAGACAUCAUGUCAGAGAAGCUCUUUACUUGUAUUACAUCUAUUCAGAUGCAGAAUAGUAACAAAAAAUGGGCUCAGGUGUUUGCCUCAUUAAUGAAGGAUAGCAAAGAAGGUGACAAGAACCAUAGUCCAGCACUAAAAAGUUAACUUCAAAUUUAAUGCGAAUAAUAAAAACAGCUUGGUUGUUAAAGGAUUCUAAACAUCUUCUCAAUGAAAACCACUAAGGAGAAACAGCUUGGGAGACUUAAGGAAGAGACAGUAUUUGACUGAAUGCAGUGGUGGAAUUUGAUGAAAUGUUCACCCUGUUGCCAGUAUUAAAGAGCUUUUUGUGGGAGGAACCCUUUUCACAGGAAGCAAAACAAUAAAAACUUGUGAAACUGAGAAAGUGGCUAAUGCAUAUUUAAUAUUUAAAGUUGAAUGCAAUAAAAUUUGUAAUAACUUUUGUUGGUACUUAAAAGUUUGAGGGAUACCUUUUUUAUGAUUAUCACAAAGGCACUUUGGGGGAGAAAAGCAGGUGUUUAAAGAAAGGCCCAAAAACUGCUACCUGAACCAAACAUUUUGGUACAAAUACCUCCAAAAUUAAUCAGUGAAAUUCUUAGGACCAAAUAAGUUUUUUGCUUUGAUAUACAUGCUUGCAAGAUAAUAGGAGGCUUUAUAAUGCAUCUUGCUAAAUUCCUUUUAAACCGCAUCUUUGCUCUUUGGUUAAAUGAAUGUAUGGAAGCUGGAACAGAGAAAGCUGCACUCAGGCUUGUCACAGAGUCAUUGGCAAAAAGUCUUUUGGCCUAAAAAGUGGCAGUGGUUAAGAACUAUUUGAAUGGUGUGCUUGUAUAAACAACUGAUAGGUUUCUGGAAUUUUGCUUCCUGAAGUACUAGAUGGGUAGCUUGCUUACAGAAAAAUUGGAUUCCUAUUCCAUGAAAAUCAGAUCAGUUUUUGAUUUUUAAAUCAAAGUGACUUAUACUUGAUGAUAAACACUAGUAUAAUUAAUAAGCUAGUGACAAAUCCUUUUGCACAUUUUAAGCAAUGUUAAUGUGAAAAUUUGAGUCCCUGUAUAUUAAAAUUUUCUCACUUAAAUGCAAAAUUGAAUAGUUUUGAACUGCAUUAUGUAUAAUAAUGAAAACCCCAAAUCCUUACUGUUAGUCUCAUCUAACAUCACCACCAUAUGGUGAUAUAUGGAAGCUCUUCAACUUCCUUCACACUCCAAAACAUUUUUAAAAUGGCUUUUGAACUGGAGGGAGAUGGAAAGGAUACCUCUUAAACUCUCUGAGCAGCUAAUGCUUGUUCUUUCUAAAUCCAUUUUGAUAGUAUUAAUGUAAAUAAAACUGCAUUAUAAUUUUUUUGUACCUGGUCCCUGUACGUGGAAAUGAAGUGGAAAUUUAUCAUUGAAUUUAAAAAGAAAGACUACUUCAGCUGUUAAGUGUUAAAAGAAGUUGCAGAACCUGUUUUAAAGAUUUGGGUUACAGUACGUUGUAAUAUUUAUGUUGCUAUCAGAUUUAAAACUAUACUUUAUAUUACUUACAACACACAAUUUGAAGUUAAAAUGUCUUUUUUUCUUAUGUAUUUACUUACUUGGUUCCCAUGUAUGUCCUCUGUUUGGGUUCUCUUGUACAGUUUUCUUACUUUUCAAGUAUACACAUGUAUAUAAAUUGUAAAUAGAAGGUAUUUCGCCUUCAUUCAAGACCACUAGUAACAAUUCCUAUGUAAAUAAAACUUGUAAGCAUAA